Messenger RNA from Pichia membranifaciens NRRL Y-2026, 5451 nucleotides. RefSeq lists its product as hypothetical. The record is from RefSeq and is a predicted model, not a curated record. Gene Ontology annotation, cellular component: nucleolus. Gene Ontology annotation, biological process: maturation of LSU-rRNA from tricistronic rRNA transcript (SSU-rRNA, 5.8S rRNA, LSU-rRNA); maturation of 5.8S rRNA from tricistronic rRNA transcript (SSU-rRNA, 5.8S rRNA, LSU-rRNA). The transcript has a single exon. The coding region runs from base 1 to 5451 and encodes 1816 amino acids. Lineage: Eukaryota; Fungi; Ascomycota; Pichiomycetes; Pichiales; Pichiaceae.
AUGUCUACCGAUGACCAACGUUCUAAAUAUGUUAGUAACGUUAGCACAGAGUCUGCUGUUCAACUUUCAGAUUUUGUUGAAUCGAUAGAUGUUGAUAAAGGACAAUAUCAUUCAUCUCAGGAUGUCAUAAACCAAAUUGAGUACUUCCUGGACAAGCCAUUUAAUAUCACCUCUCUUGUGCAGAUACAAUCUUAUUGUGCUACUACAAAUGAUCAUAGUGCAUUAACAUCAUUGAACGAAAAUCUGAAAACAUUAAUACAAUUCGCCAAUGUAACUCCUCAAUUGAGCACUUCCGUUAGGCCAUUGAUUGUGGAACUGAUCUCUUCUCACAAUAUGAAAGUCUUUUACAGAUGUUUUAAUAACGAGCAACCUUCAAUUACAAUCCCAGCUGUGAACUUGUUGACUGCGAUAGUGUCUUUCGACAAUGGAAGCUUUGUCGAUCAGGUAUUAGAAAAUUUUGAUCUAUCAUUAAGAUCUCUGGCGGAUUUGCUCUACCCUACGAAACUAUCAGUAAGAUUGAGCUCACAGGGAAAGUCUCACACUACAGUGAGACAUUACAUGUCGCUAUUUUGGAUCGCACUUUGCACAAAUGCCUCUCCACUCACUCGUAUCGAUCUACUCACCAACAACAAAAAAAUUAAUCACAAUUGGAUUAAGUUUAUAACAGAAUUUGAUAACGCAGAUUUGAUUAGAAAGGUUUUUGUAUUCAUUGACAAGAAAAUACUUUGCGAGCCGGCAUUAAGGAAGAUGACAAAAUGUAAAGUUUUGGGUGAUUAUACUCUUUCUAAAUUAGUUGAACUUUACAAGAAUGAAGAUGUCAAAGAGGAUGUCCAUAAACUACUGACUAAAAUUACUACCGAUGAAGAGAACGGUUUACUUUUCCACGAUUAUAGAACAUGGUUCAAAAAUGUCCCUCUUGAUUGUCUUCCUUCAAACACCGCUUUCAACAACGCAGGUGUUAGUAUUUCCAUUGGUGAGAGCACUUUCAAAAUCAACAAUAAGAUAAUUUACAAUGUUCUCACUACUCUCCAUCCUUGGGCGGAUUCCAUGCAGCUUAAGUUGGCGGUAAAUAUUUUGUCAAAUGUUCCCGAACUUGUAGCUCCUUACACGACCCAUCUAUUCCAUACCAAUGGCGCACAUGAUCCGAAACUUACAUCUUUUUACAUCGGUCAAACAUUACUUCUUACCAAGAUUGUACAAUUAUCCAUACCUGAAGAUUUUACAAUGUUACUAAAAAAUUUGGUGAAUAACAUGGCCGAUGGUUCAUAUUCGUCCGUGAAAUCUGAAUCUUUCCUCUCAAAUAAAAUAUUGAUGGAAGUAAUUUGUCCCGCUUCUCUUAAUCGUUCCUCUUUGACGAAAGGUCUCAAUGCUACCAAUGAAAUAACAAAACACUUGACAGCUCAGCUUGUGAUUUCAAUCAUACAGAAGUUCUCUAAGGUUGACAAGCUACUACGUUUCAACGAAAACUCACUUUUCACUAGUUUCGGAAAUGAUCUACAAGACACACUCGCAAGUUUAAAAUUACCAGACCCAAGCGUGCUUGUAGGUGUCACCAAUGAAUGUUUGAAGGCAAACAAAAUAAACAAGCUAUUGUUAUUGAAUUACAUGAAAGCGGCUGACUGCUUUUCUAAGAAUUUGAACAUUGAUGUUCACCUUCAGCUUGGGUCCUUUAAUGGCCUUAUCGGUCUCAAUGAUGACACUACACAAAAUCCUCUUUUAGUCCAAGAAAAGUUGUCUGACGUCGACGUUUUACUUUUCAAUUCUUAUCUUGCUAUUACCACUCAGUCUUCUCAGUCAAGUCAACAAAACAAAUGGUGGAAUAUAUCACCUGGUUCGAAAAAUAGUUUAUUUACCACUAUUGCCAAACUUCCUUAUGACCUCCAAUACAGAGAGGAAGAUGACAAAGUAGCACAAGCAGACAACGCUUUAAUUGGGAAGUCAGUAGAGGUUUUAUCUAACUUCUUGGAUGAUUCUCUCGCUUUUGAAGAUUACAGAUCACCAGCUUCCGAUGUUCUCAGCUCACAAGCUUGGGCAAUAGUUUUAUCCCUUUUGAACUGCUUCAACUCAUUGACUGAGUCUAAGGCAGAGAUUAUUGAUUCUAUUUGUAAGACAUUAGAUGAAUCAAUAUCUCGUUCUAUAAAGACACCAUACAAGUAUUUUGAUGCUGUUACCGAUUAUGCAAAAAAAAGCGGUUUGAAAAAUACUAAGCUUUCUAGUUUUUUUGUUGCUCUCUGUGAACAGUCAAAGUUUGCUAAGCCUGAGCAUAUUCAAUAUGUAAACGAGUGGAUAAAGCUGCUCAGUGUCUACAUGUUUAUUUUGGGUGAAUCACUGCCAUUGAUGAAUUCUGUUACCAAGGAAUAUUGCGAGUUUGUGGUGAAGUUUGACAUUCAUACAUAUGAAUCUUACUUGAAAUCAAAAAACAAUUUGAGGGCUGUUGGGUUUUCAAACUUCUCUAAUAUUUGCUUUACUCCGUGGGAUAAAUUAAGAUCGAAGGCAAAUACAUUAAUUCCUAAAACUGACAUCGAAAUUGUUGCUAUACUAAAGAGAGUCGAGACGUUGAUUGCUUCUAAUUUGGAACUCAAAAGCGUGGAAGAGACAAUUCUUGACUUAAUUUCACUUUAUGGAAAUUAUAUGGUGCAAAAGUAUACCAAUUAUAUUGACAAUGGUACCAGUUUUAGCAAUGUGAAUUUACUGGAAAGGAAAUUUUGGAAAAUGCUUCUUCUUUCUACUGCAGAUUAUAACAGUCAAGUUGCUGAGUCUAAAUUUUCGAAAAAAUGUUUUAUCAUGGAUUUAUGCUGCGAAAUUUUCAAAACUUUAUGGAGCAAUAAUUCGUUAGAUUAUGAAUUCAAAAAGUCGUUGCAGAAACCUAUAUUUGAAUUGGCCAAUGAUGAGAACUUGCCAAGUUUUGCUGUUGAGCAUGUAGCUCAAUAUUUGUGGGUUUUGUCUGAUAAACAGAUAUUGAAACUCAUUGUUGAAAGCUCAUCUAAUGAUCUCGGUAAAUUAUUGGUUGAUGUUGCUAUCAAAAGGAACCUAAAGUUCGAAAGUGAAAAGGUUUUAAAUUAUUGUAAGAAGAAACACAAUUCAGGCGACAUCUCUCCAGAAUUCUCCAGAAAAUUUUCCAAAAUGUUGAGUGGUUCGGACUUUAGUACGGACCAAAUUACCGAGUUAGUUGAAUUGGCCAAGUCUACGCAAAAUCAAAGGUUUAUUUUUGAGAUUCUUCAAGCUGCAUCUGGCUCCGACGUUGAAAUAAAAAAGUUUAUUGGUGAGCAGUUGGAAAGUGAGUUUACUAGCAUUUCGAAUUCUAUUGAAGGUUUCAGAUUUUUACAAUUUAUUUCUGUUGACUAUUCUGCUUUCAAAUCAAGGUUAUAUGAUAUUUCCGAAAAUCACCUGAACUCUAUUCUCAACAACAGAAUUGAAGUGGACAAGGAUUUGAAAGUUUACUUAUAUUCCUUGACUUUACAGUGGAAUGAAAAUUCAGAGGAUCAUUUGAAUAUCGAGAAACAAAUUAGUGAAUUAAUAUUGUUGGAUUCCGUUAGAAACGUUGCAGAUUUGAUCUUUUCCCCCGAAAUGACAUCACUCAUCUUCUUGUUGUUUGGGAAAAAAGAAGCAGAUAUUCUCAAAGUUUGGCUAACUCGUGCCACCCUAUAUGUUACAAAAGUUUUGGCUGAAACGGCCGAGGGAGAUCUAGAUGAAGAGUUUGAAGACUUUUUGAAGUGCUUGCAAAAGUCAUUGAAUCUUCCUGUCUGGAAGUUUGUUUCCAAGAGUAUGCUUAACUCCCAGCUUGAAGUGAUCUUGAAUAAUUCUUGGAUCAACAAUCUCAACGUCUUGAAAUAUGCUACGUGGAUUGUUAUCUCUGGCUCUAAAAAUGUUAUUGAGUGUACCAAAUUGGUUAAUAUUCUACUUAAUAACCCAAAUAAUAGCUUGGGACUUGGUGGCGAGUCCGUCAAGGAAGUGAAUUUAGAAGAAACAAAAUUUUACACUUCACUUAUUCUUUCAUUUUUGUUCAAAAUGAAUAUUAAUCAGUUAUCGAGAUUCGAUUUGUUGUUCAAAAUUGCAAAGUUAUACAGAGGCACUACUCAGCCGUGUGACUUAGUAUUAAAAGACUUGCUUGUGUCUAUUGAGGAAGUUAGUGGAGAAAGCUGGAUACAACUUGUCUCUAACUGGGAUCUAGUUGACGAAUGGUUACCGGCAGACUCCAACGGUGAUAAUGCGGCUGCAGAUGCUAUAAUCACAAAAGCGCCAGAAAUGAUUAUCGAGACUCCAGGGUUACAGGAUUGUUUGACUGUUACUCUUCAUAAGUCUAUUGUCGAAGCCACCGUUAAAAACUUUGACCCUUCGACAAGAAGUAUUCGUUUACCUAAGUUGGAGAACACGAUUCAUACACAUGCACAAGAUUUUAAUAAGCUUGAAGAGUUCUACCUUUGUAAGAAGGUCGACACUGAGGAGAUAGAACAUCGGGUGAUGUAUGAUUGCGAGUUUAUUUUACUUUUGAUUGUCAACAACGAGGACUUGUUCAAAUUUUCAGGGGAUCAUGUGACAGUAAACAUCCGUCCUUUGAUUAGCACUUGGUUAUUGCAGUUGACGAUUUGUGGCUUGGCCCACGAGGUCAAAGAUGUGCAAGAGAUUUCCAAGCGUAUAAUAAGCUCUGUCAUUUUGACCGUUGAAGACGAUAUCAGGACCAUUGAGUCCAAGAGAGAGAAGAAAACAGACAAAAGUGAGAUUCCCCCUGAAAAUGCUGGUGCAGCUAUUUCCACAUUCAAGGAAAGAUCUGCAUUCAAAGUUUACCUUUGCAACUUACUCUACACUUUUGAAGAAAAAAAGCUGGCUAUCCAGGCAGGGGAAGAGAGGGAGCCAAUGCCAAAGCUUUUCAUUGUUUUCCUAUCUUACCUGGUCCCCAUCUUGGCCAAUCCGGCCCAUUUCUUGUAUGAGAAAGCAUACCGAUACAUUUUGGGUGGAUCCAAAUACAGAGAUUACGAGAUUCCAAUGUACAAGUCGAUCAUGGUAAACUUUACUAAAGAUGAGCACACUCAAAGCCACAAUGAUGAUGCAGACUAUUACAAACAGCUACAGUGGACUCUCCGUACUCUAAGCAAAUCAAUCACAAGUCCUGAAGAUCUGAAGAUCAUCCGAAGAAACGAUGUGAUUGAGCAAUUGUCAAAUCUCAUGAAUUCUCCUUAUGUUAAUAAUAGGAUUCAAGAGAGCGUUCUAGAAGUUUUCGAGAGAAUCAUUAGACUGCAGAACGGAGCCGACUUACUAAUCCGUUCUUUCGGAUUACUGAGUUUUGUGGAGAGUAGAAAAGUAGCUACGGGAAGAAGCAAGAAACUUUGGGACAAGUUUGCCAAAACCGCAAUGAAGGCGAUGGUUGGAAGCGACUGUAACGGCAAAGAUAAGAGAGCAAGGGAGUGGUGUGCCGACGAUUUUGGCAAUGUCGUCAAACGCGUAUGUAAGUAA